This is a messenger RNA of Knipowitschia caucasica, 1275 nucleotides long. NCBI's taxonomy places the organism in Eukaryota, Metazoa, Chordata, Actinopteri, Gobiiformes, Gobiidae. The record is from the annotation of a GenBank genome assembly.
AUGGAUUUGACCCAAGUCACUGUGCAGCCUGAGAAUGUAUCCAGCGACAGCAACAGUACGGACGAACCAGUUGCUUUUCCGCACACGGAGAUGGUGGCUGCGCUCAUCAUCCUGGUGGUCACCGCGAUCAUACUGCUCACCAUCGUGGGCAACGUCCUGGUGAUUGUGGCGGUGCUGACAAGCAGGGCUCUCCGCGCACCACAGAAUCUCUUCCUUGUGUCUUUGGCGUCAGCGGACAUUCUGGUGGCCACACUGGUCAUCCCCUUUUCUCUGGCCAACGAGGUCAUGGGCUACUGGUACUUUGGAAGCACCUGGUGCGCGUUUUACCUGGCGCUGGACGUGCUGUUUUGCACCUCAUCCAUUGUGCAUCUUUGCGCCAUUAGUUUGGAUCGCUAUUGGUCUGUCACAAAGGCGGUCAGUUACAACUUGAAGCGCACUCCAAAGCGCAUCAAAACCAUGAUCGCGGUGGUCUGGGUUAUCUCUGCGGUCAUAUCAUUCCCUCCGCUGCUCAUGACCAAACACGAUGAGCGCGAGUGCCUGCUGAAUGAUGAGACUUGGUACAUCCUCUCCUCAUGCCUCGUGUCCUUCUUCGCCCCUGGGCUCAUUAUGAUUCUAGUUUACUGUAAAAUAUACAAAGUGGCAAAGCAACGUUCCUCCACUGUGUUUGUGGCUAAAAACGGCCUGGAGCGACAGCCUUCUCAGUCAGAGACAUGUUUUGUUACAAAUAAAGACCGCUUUGAGACUGAAAGUCCCAGCAGCCAAAGCUCCGGGAGCCAUCAGCAGAGGCGCGGGGAGCUGGAUGACAUAGACCUGGAAGAGAGCUGCUCUCAGACGGAUACUAAACCGCGCAGCAACCGCUUCACUAAACGGAGAAAAGUGGAGGGCUCAAACUGCUGCCCUCCACAAAACUGUCGCCUGUCGUGGGCGUCAUCCCGGGCCUUACAGACGCAAACUGAGCAGAAGAAGCUCCCAGGCACCCGGCAGCAACAGGCCGCUGUGAACAAGACCAAAGUGGCCCAAAUGCGGGAGAAACGCUUCACUUUUGUCCUCGCUGUGGUCAUGGGGGUCUUCGUUUUGUGCUGGUUCCCGUUUUUCUUCACUUACAGCCUGCAUGCAGUCUGCAGAGAGAGCUGCUACAUACCUGGCGCACUUUUCAACCUUUUCUUUUGGAUUGGCUACUGCAACAGUUCUGUGAACCCUAUCAUAUACACCAUUUUCAACAGGGAUUUCAGGAAAGCCUUCAAGAAAAUCAUCUGCAGAACUAAACGCUCAUGA